This is a messenger RNA of Equus quagga, 2073 nucleotides long. RefSeq names its product calcium binding protein 39 like (gene CAB39L). The record is from RefSeq and is a predicted model, not a curated record. NCBI's taxonomy places the organism in Eukaryota, Metazoa, Chordata, Mammalia, Perissodactyla, Equidae. Bases 1018 to 1743 code for a protein of 241 amino acids. The transcript has 15 exons. Gene Ontology annotation, biological process: intracellular signal transduction. Gene Ontology annotation, molecular function: protein serine/threonine kinase activator activity.
CUUGGGUACCUGGGAGCUAUUCCAAUCAUCUUUGUCUCGGAAAGAUUCUGACCAUCAAGCCCUAAUUACUGACAAAGGAAGUUGGCUGAUGGACUGCCUGAUUUAGGAAGGAACAAGGCUGGCUUGUGAGAAACAAAAUAAAUCCAUGGAAGACAAGAUUCCUUCCUGAGUCUGGUGAACAUGUUUGCAUGCAGUUGAUAUUGGAUAAAUAUUGCUCAUUUGAAGUAUAUUUCAUAUUUCAGAUAGAGUAAAGGAUUGAGUGGGGAGGUCAGAGGAAAUAAAUAUUUCAUAUCUCACCAAACUCCUUCAAGAAUUCAGGACAUCAACAAACAUUUAUAAACAUGAAACAAAGAAUAUUGUUCCUCUGAAUCCUUCUUGGAGAAUAUACUAGACAACCAAUUUCAGACAACAAGAAAUGAUUGGAGAAUCUUCACCAUAAGGAGUUAGCUGUGAGGAAAAUGAGAGCACUUGAAGCUAACUGAUGGAAGCCAAACAUACUAUAAGAUAUACAUCAAAUAUUCAGAAGAAACAACAUCAGGAGCUAAAUGUUCUAUUUAAACCUGUAGUUGCUGCUCAGAAAAUAAGUAAAGAUGCAGACCCAAAGUCGGUGGUUUAUAUGUUCUUCAUGCAAGAGCAACGUACUGGAGGAGAGAAGUAAGCUGUGUUGAUCAGUGACUUUGGUGAAGGCUGAGGAAGUUGAAUUUGCAGAUGAUACACAACUUCUGAGCUUUCCAGCAGAUUUCAGAGAACCCUAUUUCCACUGUUUCAAAAUAACCCACAAGCUACAGCUCUUCUAACACCCACCUCCACAAGCAAAUGUCAGGUCUUUUUCAAGAAGUCUUGCAGGGGAUUGGAGGGGUUAAAUUUAUCAUUGAGCCAUAGGAUGCUCGACUGUAAGAAGCUACUUCAGACUUGAUUGAGAAGCAUAUAACCAACAGAGAUCUUGAAGCUGGAUGCAGUCAACAAGUUUGAGCAAGGCAUUUCUUAUUGGAAGAAGAGAUUGCUGUAGAUGAAAAAAUGCCUUUGUUUAGUAAAUCACACAAAAAUCCAGCGGAAAUUGUGAAAAAUCUGAAAGACAACAUGGUCAUUUUGGAAAAGCAAGACAAAAAGACAGACAAGGCCUCAGAAGAAGUCUCAAAAUCGCUGCAAGCAAUGAAAGAAAUUCUGUGUGGUACAAAUGACAAGGAACCCCCAACUGAAGUUGUGGCUCAGCUGGCACAAGAGCUCUACAAUAGUGGGCUGCUGGUGACACUGAUAGCUGACCUACAGCUGAUAGACUUCGAGGGAAAAAAAGAUGUGACCCAGAUAUUUAACAACAUCCUGAGAAGACAGAUAGGCACUCGGAGUCCUACCGUAGAGUACAUUAGUGCUCAUCCUCAUAUCCUCUUUAUGCUCCUCAAAGGAUAUGAAGCCCCACAGAUUGCCUUACGCUGUGGAAUUAUGCUGAGAGAAUGUAUUCGACAUGAACCACUUGCCAAAAUUGUCCUCUUUUCUGAUCAAUUCAAAGAUUUCUUUAAGUAUGUGGAGUUGUCAACAUUUGAUAUUGCUUCAGACGCCUUUGCUACUUUUAAGGAUUUACUAACCAGACAUAAAGUGUUGGUAGCAGACUUCUUAGAACAAAAUUAUGACACUAUUUUUGAAGACUAUGAGAAAUUGCUUCUGUCUGAGAAUUAUGUGACUAAGAGACAAUCUUUAAAGUGGGAAUCUGUCAGAUACUGGACCAAAGUAGAGAGGUUGGUAUGAAUUAAGGUGACUGAACCAAAUUGGGAUGAAGAAAGCUGAGGGUCAUGGACUUUAGUAUUUAUCCUUGUACCAUUUUCAGCAGUGACAAGAAGUUGUUACCGAAAUUCUUUUGUGAUCAGCUGUCUCUAGGGCCUUAGGCACAGUUAUCCAAACAUCUCCCUUCUGGGCCCUCUUCCGGCUUUUUCUGCCUUGUUAUCCUAUCAUCCCCUCCUACCCAUGUGUGCCCAUUGCCCUCAUUCUCUUCUCAGGAUGUCUUCAGUUCUACCUUGUCCUGUCCCCUUGUUAAUAUUUGUAAAGUGAUUAGAGCAGAGCCUAGCACAUGGUAAGACC